Molecule: messenger RNA, 2163 nt
Organism: Labrus bergylta (ballan wrasse)
Lineage: Eukaryota; Metazoa; Chordata; Actinopteri; Labriformes; Labridae
Product: selenide, water dikinase 3
Biological process (GO): L-selenocysteine biosynthetic process
Cellular component (GO): cytoplasm
Molecular function (GO): selenide, water dikinase activity; ATP binding
Source: RefSeq, a predicted model, not a curated record
UCUCUACACCUGUUUCUUGUUUGAAGCGGCUCUCUGCGUACUCGCGCUCCAUUCAUCGUUCUACUGUUUUUACCGGAGUCCGCGCCUCGAGGUGUCCGUUUGAGGUGCUCUACGGGCCGGUAUGUCAGGCUCUACACCCCCGCCUCCCUCUGUGGAGGCUGCGGGCACUGAGGGAUGCUUUCCCCCCGAAUACAAACCCUUCAAACCCGAGGAGCAUGGCCUGGAGCGCGGGUUCCGGCUCACAGGCUUCUCGGACCUGAAGGGAUGAGGCUGUAAGGUCCCGCAGGAGGCUCUGCUCAAACUCCUGCAGGGACUGGAAGCGGACCGGGCCGACGGGACAGGGAAGGCCGGAGACCAAGCAUCGGAGUUCGGCCAACAGCUUCCCGCCCCCCGGCUCGGUGUUGGGAUGGACUGCUGUGUGAUCCCUCUGAGGCAUGGAGGACUCUCUCUGGUGCAGACCACCGACUUCUUCUACCCCCUGGUGGAAGACCCCUACAUGAUGGGCAGGAUAGCGUGUGCUAACGUCCUCAGCGACCUCUAUGCGAUGGGCAUCACAGAGUGCGACAACAUGCUGAUGCUGCUGAGUGUCAGCCAGAAGAUGAACGAGAAGGACCGUGAGCGUGUGAUGCCGUUGAUGAUUCGUGGGUUUCGGGAUGCGGCGGAGGAGGGCGGGACUUCAGUGACGGGCGGUCAGACGGUGAUCAACCCGUGGAUCAUCGUGGGAGGAGUGGCGUCGGUCGUCUGUCAGCCCAACGAGUUCAUCAUGCCGGACGGCGCCGUGCCGGGUGACGUACUGGUCCUGACUAAACCUCUGGGGACGCAGGUCGCCGUGAACGCUCACCAGUGGCUCGAUCAGCCUGAAAGGUGGAACAAGAUCAAGCUGGUCAUCACCAAAGAGGAAGUGAAAGAGGCCUAUCAGGAAGCCAUGUUCUCCAUGGCAACGCUAAACCGCACAGCGGCCGGCCUGAUGCACAAGUUCCAGGCGCACGCCGCCACAGACGUGACGGGUUUCGGGUUGUUGGGACACGCCAACAACCUGGCAGCACAGCAACGUAACGAGGUGGCCUUCGUUAUCCACAACCUGCCAAUCUUAGCCAAGAUGGCAGCCAUCAGCAAGGCCUGCGGGAACCUGUUCAACCUGGUUCAGGGAACGUCAGCAGAGACUUCAGGCGGUCUGCUGGUGUGUUUACCCAGAGAGCAGGCGGCAAAGUUCUGCUCGGAGAUGAAGAGUCAGAGCGGCAACGCCGGAGGUCAGGGGCCAGCGGGCGGAGCCUGGAUCAUCGGGAUUGUAGAGAAAGGCGACCGACGCGCUCGCAUCAUCGACAAGCCUCGCAUCAUCGAGGUUCCUCCACGGGGAAGUCAGGCGGCCAAUCAGGACAACAACAGCCCAGCUCCGAGCCCCAACCUGUCAUAGUGUGUGUGUGUGUGUGUGUGUGUGUGUGUGUGUGUGUGUGUGUGUGUGUGUGGAUCAGAACGACCUCUUUAUCGGCUGUGAAUGAACUUCGAUUAUGAUUAUUUAUCCAACAAGACAAAUUUCAACAAUUUAUGAAUUAAAUUGAAAUUCAGGGUUUUGUGUUACUAACCGACCUCCUCCCUUUUUUUAUUUAGACCUGCCCUCCGUUUGAAUCCAAACAAACACAUGACUUUAAUUUAUUCAAAUGUGAAAAGGUUAUUCCAACUUCUCCAAACAAACAUUCCAGAAGCUUCUUAAAAAGAAGACUUGGAGUUUACGGGUGUGUGUGCGUGUGCGUGCGUGCGUGUGUGUGUUUGUGCGUGUGUGUGUGUGUUUUAUCAUUGACGGGGUGCUGUGUGUCAGAGGUGGACGAUGUCAACAUCUCAUGUUGGUGAAUGUACCUGAUGAAAAGAAUCAAUCGGUCUUGGCUCCGCCCUCAGAGUCCAGAGGAAGGCUUGAGCAGCUUCUUCUGGUCCUGCUGGGCGGAGUUCAGACCCUCCAUCUUGCGGCUGAUUGGCUGUCCAGCACAAAGUCCCUCCCCCCCUUUUCCUGUGUAUGAAGCUCCACCUUUUAAACCCCAGCCAGUGGGGGCGGGUGGAGCAGAUGUUUGCCUUUGGAUCGGGGUUGGACUCAGACUGCUGGAGGGCUGCAGCCGUCUCUGUUUGUAGAUUUCUGCUUUUCACAAUCAAUAAAACCAUCAUCGACUCCGA